AUGCCAAUUUAAAAAAGAGACUAUUAAAAAGUUUAGAAGAGUAAAAGAGAAGCAUUGAUAUUCUUAGUUUUUCAAAAGGGUUACAAAAUCAAAGAAGUAAUUUAUUUCUUUAUUUUAGGCAUCCAAUAAUCUUGAAAUUAAAUAUGCAGUAGCUAAGACAAUUGUAAUUGCUUAUAGGAAAAAAUUUAUUUUAGUAAAGAGAGAGAUAUAGUCAACCAAAAAUUGUUAAUUUAAACUUAGGGAAAAUCAAACAUCAGUUCAUUAAAUAAUAACUAAAAUUGGAGGAGAAUGUGUUAAUGAAAAUUAAAACCUAGUUUGAUA
Molecule: messenger RNA, 321 nt
Organism: Paramecium pentaurelia
Lineage: Eukaryota; Ciliophora; Oligohymenophorea; Peniculida; Parameciidae
Source: the annotation of a GenBank genome assembly